AUGGCAAGGCAACGCCGUGCUGAAGGGAAGGAGUCUGUUGCGAGAGGAGGAAAGUCCAGUCAAAGAGCCCGAAGCAGCCCACUACCAUCUUCGAGUUCAUCUGGCCAUAUUAACAGGAAUGAAUCUUCCGUUACCUGGUCUACAGAUAGUGCCGAUGAGGACUACGGAACCUUAGACGAGGAUGAAGAAGACGAACUGGAUAGCGUCGAGGAUGACGAGGACGACGAGGAAGAGGAUAUGGACCAAGUCAUACGGAAUUCCAAAGCUGUUGCCGCUCCUCGUUCUGCCGGUGCCACAUCGUCGUCCAGCGCAUCCAGCUUACAUCGUCCGACGCACAGCAGAAGGGCGGACACCGUGGAGAAGGAGACGAGAGCGAUGCUGAAGAAGCGUGUUCACCAGGCUAGAUCGAAGGUGUCCAAGAAUCGAAAGGCCCGGAGCGCAUACCUGCACCUCCGAACUGGCGUAACUGGACUGCACGGCAGAUUCGGAAGGUCAUGA
This is a messenger RNA of Saitoella complicata NRRL Y-17804, 498 nucleotides long. RefSeq lists its product as uncharacterized. Lineage: Eukaryota; Fungi; Ascomycota; Saitoellomycetes; Saitoellales; Saitoellaceae. Bases 1 to 498 code for a protein of 165 amino acids. The transcript is spliced from 3 exons. The record is from RefSeq and is a predicted model, not a curated record.